Molecule: messenger RNA, 7461 nt
Organism: Spirodela intermedia
Lineage: Eukaryota; Viridiplantae; Streptophyta; Magnoliopsida; Alismatales; Araceae
Source: the annotation of a GenBank genome assembly
AUGGAUCUCCCCCCACUGAUCUCCGCCAGCGAGAUCCCCAGGGUCCGCGAGGACGAGCUGGAGAGCAAGUCGGGGAGCGAGAACGCCGAGUGCAACUCCGGCGACGAGGAGGAGGCCGGCCGGCACCCCAAGAAGAAGAGAUACCACCGCCACACUCAGCACCAGAUUCAAGUUAUGGAAUCGUAAGGACACCAGCUCGACAUCCCCCAGAAAUGUCCCACAUUAAUAGCACUACGCUACUAGCACAUUAUUCUUUCUUCACUUUUGCUUCUCCUGUUGGGUUGUCCGAUCUGUUGUUUAGGAUCUCUCAUCAUUUCCAUCCUCCGCAGCAUCUUGGGAGUGAGAGAACUGACCGUCGUAAACUACUUUUAAGAUGUUACCACCCAUCAUGAGAAAAAAUGAUUCUGCAAGUUCAGUCAGUUGACUUUGGACUUGCCAAAUAUCUAUUUUCGGACUUUGGUCGUGUGGGAUAAUGUCGCAGACUCUGUUGAGGUUCUUCUGUUGAUUGUUUAUGACAUGUCUCCAUGCCAUGGCUAUCUUGGACAGAAGGCUCAAGUCCGAGAAAAACACGAAUGCAAACUAGUUCGAUUCUCAAAAGCCCUUCGGAAGUUUGUUGUGAACCAAGAUACUCCAUUUUAGGGUUUACCUCUCAUAUUGUGAGAUAAAGUUGAUUAUCUAACCUCCCUCGCUUGACGUUCAAAGUGUAGAGAAUUUGGAAGUGAACCCAUUAUCGCUAAUUUGCACACUUUAAUUUUAAAAAUGGAUCAUGUUAUAUUACGUAUACCCUUUUUAGGGUUUCUUGAUCUCUGAAUGCUACUCCGGCUUUUCUUGCACAGCUUUUUCAAGGAGUGUCCCCAUCCAGAUGACAAGCAGAGGAAGGAACUUAGCAGGGAGUUGGGGUUGGAACCCCUCCAAAUCAAGUUCUGGUUCCAGAACAAGCGAACCCAGAUGAAGGUUAGAAAUUAAAAAUGCGGCAUUCACGCCUAGAUGACAAAAAAAAGGGGAUUUCCGAGGUCUGGAAUUUUGAACUCGUAUGAAUGCAUGCAUUAACAAUUAUUUUAUAGAAUAAGAAAUAUUGACUUGCAUAGUUUCCCUUAUAUUUAGAAUGGUAGUUUUUUUUCCCCUAAAAUGAGAUAUGAGCAAACUUUACGGCUCAAUAAUGACACAUCUUACCAAGAAUAACGUCCUGCGAGUCUCAGUUAUCUCUUUCUAGCUCUAGUUCAUUGGUCCAUCCAUAUGCCCUUGCCUCUCUUAUUCACCUUCAUUUGCCGUAUAUCUCUACAGACACAGCACGAGCGCCACGAGAACCAGCAACUGAGGAACGAGAACGACAAGCUCCGAGCUGAGAACAUCAGAUACAGAGAGGCCUUGAGCAACACCUCCUGUCCCAACUGCGGCGGCCAGACCACCCCUGGCGAGAUGUCCUUCGACGAGCAGCAGCUGAGGAUCGAGAAUGUCCGCCUAAGGGAAGAGGUAACUUUCUUUCUACCUCUAUCGUCCCCUCCGACAGCUAGAAAAAUCUAACGUUAAAUGAGAGAAAAAUAAAGAAUAAUCUUCUGCUUCACUCAUUUCAAAUUUACUUUGAAGGAGAUUGGUGGAUUCUUUCACAUUCGAUGCCAUCCUUCGGCUUAUCAUGCCUGAUUUCUGCUUACUUAUAGGUUAAAGUCUGCAAUACCUUGUUAAUCCGAGAGGAUUACAAUAAUUGUCCCACAUUACGAGAUAACAUAGUAUUUAAUUAACAUAGGCGAUUAAUUUCACUCUUUGCCUCUUAAUUUUUAAUGUAAGCCCCGUGCAUGAUGAUCCAUUCUCUCUCUCUCUCUAUCUAUAUCUUUACUCUCUCUCUCUCUCUCUCUCUCUCUCUACAGAUCGAUAGGAUGUCCUCCAUAGCGGCGAAGUACAUAGGCAGGCCACCAGGUUCCAACCCGUUCCUCCCUUCUCCGCUCACACCUGAGACCUUCGACAUGUACGGUCCUGGAGAUAUCCUUCGAGGCCCCGCGGGGCUCUCCUCCGGCGAGGUCAACUUGGACAAACCGAUGGUGAUCCAACUUGCUGUUAGUGCAAUGGAGGAGCUCAUGAGGGUGGCUAGGGUAGGCCAGCCGCUGUGGAUUCCCUCCCUCGACGGCAAUACAGAGGUGAUGAAUGAGGAGGAGUACCUCAGAGGCUUCUCCAGGGGUGUCGCGUCCACCAACUUCGGCUUGAAAGCAGAAGCUUCUCGUGAGACUGCCAUUGUCAUCAUGAAUAACGCCAACCUUGUUGAGAUGCUCAUGGACGUGGUAAGUGGCUCCUCUUCCUCAUCUCUAGCUGCGCUUUCCUCAGGAACAUUGAUCUCUCUCUAACUGCCACUCUCUAUCUAUAUCCGUCUGUCUUGGUUAGAAUAAAUGGUCAAUGAUCUUCUCAAGCAUCGUGUCAAGGGCUGCAACUUUAGAAGUAUUGUCAACAGGUGUGGCUGGGAGCUACAACGGUGCCUUACAAGUGGUAUGCAUUCAAAUCUUUCUGCUCCCUCUUUCAAGAAGGAAAUCAAGUAUAUAAUAACAACAUUUUCGGUAAUCAAACAAUAUUAAAUUAAGUGACCUAUCCUUUUUAUGGUUGUUUCUUUCAUUCCCCCGGAUGAUAUACACUGUACAAAUAAAAUCGUCCUGAAGUCACUUCCCGUUAUUUUAAGGUUAGAUUGUGCGUUCCUGGCAUACUCCAUAUAUUUUACGUCAAGUCAUUAACAUACAGCAGCUUUAUAAUUUAAUGAGUCAUUGUGUCUCCGCAGUAGAGCAUACUCAAAGCUUCAUUUGUUAUUAAUUAUUUUCAAAUUAGAUAAGUUAACUUUAUGAAAUGAGCGUCACAGAGUGAUAAAAUGCAUCAGCUUUCUUCGAAACUUGCCCGGGUACGUUUAUGUGGCAGAGCCGUCUAGGAGUUGACCAAAAUGUGAAAACAUGUGAAAUCAAUCCCAUAUCGACUAAAAGCAAACAUCUUAUUGAUUUCUUUUCCAGUUCCAUAAUUAUUUGACAUAGAGCAUCAUACAGUCAUGAAAAUGGGACAGUUUUUUUCUUUCAUUGACUCAAUUUGCCGACUGACUUGAUUGAUAAUUUCAUCUGCAUGAUAGAUCACCCAAUUCGGCAUCCAAAUGAUAGCUCAUCCUUAAAAGUGCUACAAUUUGAAAUGUAAAAUUGAAAUAGCUUGGUAAAAUAUACAGGGCUGAUCGCCUCAUCGCCAAUAAUCAUUAAGAAAAUGAUCCUCAUUUUAUUGGUCAGUCUGCAAUGGUUACACAUUGAAUUUAUAGGUCUUUUGCACUAUUAAAAUUACGGCAAUACACCCAAUUUCCAUUUAUUGAUGUAAUUUGACGUACUCUUUCCCCAUCUUUAUUUUCCAAGUGCCAUUGUCAUUGAUAACUUAAACUUUGACGUGCUAGUCAGUGUCAGAACAAUCACACCAUGAAUGGGAGAUUUUAAAACUGCGGUAAAAAAUAUAAGAAGGGUUGUACUCUAUCCGUUGUUAAUUAGAUUCGUAUACCCUUGGAAACACCCCUACUUUCGUCGUAUUUCAAAUCAAUGAGACUAUGGACUAUACAAUCAUGUCUGGCUACUUUUCGAGGAGAGAAUGUUCUGACUCAUGAUGUUGCGCUCUCAGAUGACGGCAGAAUUCCAAGUGCCCACUCCACUCGUCCCUACAAGGGACAGCCAGUUCGUGAGGUACUGCAAACAGCAUGAAGAUGGAACAUGGGCUGUGGUCGACGUCUCCGUGGAUAACCUGCAACCGGGCCCUCUGUUAAGAUGCCGUAGAAGGCCAUCAGGAUGCCUUAUACAGGAAAUGCCAAAUGGCUACUCUAAGGUGAAAAUCUACCUUUGCUGGGUACAUUUUUUCAAACAGACAAUCUUCUAAUCGGUUUUUUCCACAGGUGACUUGGGUUGAGCACGUUGAAGCGGAUGAUAGAGCUGUUCAUAGGAUAUACAAGUCGCUGGUUAACUCUGGGCUUGCCUUCGGAGCCAAGCGUUGGGUCUCUGUUUUGGAUCGGCAAUGUGAGAGACUAGCAAGCGUCAUGGCCAGUAGUUUUCCCUCCGGGGAAGUCAGCGGUAAGUAUCAAUCCAUCGUUUCUCGAAGAUCGGCCUUUAUAUUCUCAAGAAAUCAUAGGUUUUAUGAUUUCACUGAAGUGUUGGUGGCAGACCCUCAAAUUCCCAACAAACGCAAUACUCUCAGAAAUUCGGGCCUUGGUAUCUCAUAAACUUUUUCAGCCAUUUUUUAUCAGAUUCUCGAUGAUCCUUUCUUCUUUUGAGGAUUCGUCGAACUCCCAUUCUGUUCAUGAAGCCUUGAAUCAAGAAGAUUCACCUUCAUAAAAUCCCGAAUUUAAAUUCUCACCAAUUAUAUCAACCAGGUUUCAAAGGAAUAAAGAUCUUCCACUGUUUCAGAAACCCGGCUCAAAAUUCUCAUGAAUUCAUCAGUUAUUUUACUAAUUGGAUUUACCUCCAGACCCUGCUUUUCAUUCAAAAACAUCCUAUUCUGUUCGUGAAAAAACCCAUUUUAAAUUUCCAUAUGAUUCUCACCUAUCACCGAUAAGAAGAUCUCUGGUUCAUAAAGAUCGCAGUUUUUAUAAACCAGACCCAUGAGUUUUGUAGUAGAUUCUUCGCAGUUAUCGUAAUUGGCCUUUCCUCCGCGUGCUGCUUUGUCUCGACCGUGCAGUCAUAACAACUCAGGACGGGAGGAGGAGCAUGUUGAAGUUGGCGGAAAGGAUGGUAAUAAGCUUCUGCUCCGGCGUCGGAGCUUCCAUAGCCCACCAGUGGACUACUCUGUCAGGAACCUGCGGGGACGACGUCAGAGUCAUGACCAGGAAGAGUGUCGACGACCCUGGGAGACCCCUGGGCAUCGUUCUCAGUGCCGCCACUUCUUUCUGGCUUCCAGUCCCCCCCCAGAAGGUCUUCGAUUUUCUCCGGGAUGAGAACACCCGCAGCGAGGUAUUUAAUCUGAUUUGUGGAAUCAUGCUUUCGGCUUUGUUCUCACGCAAAAAGAAGCAUUCGCUGGGUUUUUUUCAACAUAUAUAUUUUUUCCGAAGUUGUGCUCUUAAAAUGGAAUCAGAAAUUUAAGAUCUUCUAAUUAUUUGGGAUUCCUCAAGGGCAGUAGACGCGCCGUUGAUUUCCUCUCUUCCAGCAGUUGUCAUCUUAGCCAGCGACUGCUUCACAGUGUUGGGCAGUGGCUUCUUUUUCUGUUAAAUGGAUUCCGUAGUGGCGUUCAUGACCAAACCAGCUCUGUAACACAUUCCUUCACUUUGUUAGAAAAAUAUGUUGCAUACUACAUAAACGUACAAAACCAUCUUCUGGUCAUGACCAUUCGCAUUAUCUGGUAAUUCAGAUUAUAAUCCAUUAACUAUGUUAGGUUCCACUUUAUGUUCUACGUCUGCAUCUUCAUGUUACUUCUCAAUCUCCUCAACGGCAUCUCCAACACGCAUUGGGUCUGGAUCAUUACCAUGAACAAACACCAUAUAAUUCAGUAAAAAGAAUUGCAUUGUCUUUGCUAUUGAUAAAUCACUAAUUAGGGUUUUUUCCCUCACUAAAUUUUUCCUGUCUGGAUGCCGCUCCACUAUAUUAUUUUGUAUCAAUUCUUGAUUUUCAUUUCAACUCAAAUCCAAGGAAAAAGUUAACUUUCUUCUCACCUCAUUCACUGAUUUUAUCGUACAUCUGAAUAAGCUCAACUAACCCCGAAGUUCUUCAUCUAAAGAAUACGCAUAUUCCCUUGUUCCUAAAAACCUGAGGAAUUACAUAAGUAUAAACAGCUAGGUCCCGAGAAUAACUUGCUGCUUCAGAUACCAGCUUCAUCUUUUGGUCUUAAGUGAUCAAAAAGAUGUUGGUUUGGUAUUAUCAUCAUAUGCAUAAUGUGUGAUACGUCAUUGUAAAAAUCUCAUGAUAGAAAUAAUAUCCAACAAACAUCUGGCCCAAAGAUUAUCAGCAUUUGUUGAGUAAAGACUGAUAAUAUUAAUAAUACUACCAAUAAAUAUUACCCACAUUAUAAAAAUUGAAUUUUGUUUAUUUUUUCAAUAGUUGCCAUUUUUGUCUAUUUUUUAUGGAGUCGUGAUCAUUAUAAAUUCUAGAUUUUAACUUCAGCUUCCUCUAGGAGAGCAACAGUUCUGAUUCGGGGAGUCAAGUCUUAGUAUUCAUUUUAAGAAAAAAAAAAUAUUUCUCUAGUAUUGUCAAAAAAUAUAUGAAACGAAACAAAUAACAUUCAAUCGAUUUAUUGAAAUAGUGUAAUAAAAACUAUUCAAGGAAUCUAACAUCAUUAGAUUGUGAUCGUUGUUCUAUCAUCCUUCUUUCUUGUUGGCAUGAUAAAAAUCACCAUGGAGGUUUGAAAGUUUGUUGAGGACAUAUCAAGUUAAAUGAUAUUGAAAGUUUUCCCCAUCAAAUUCGUCACAAGACAUUGAAAUUUUGAGUGCCCUAAAUGAAAUUUAAGACAUUUUCAGGAAGCUUCCGACGAGUCAGUCAAUACCCUGGCUUUCAUAAUCAGACCAAACCAUUGAUAUUCUCAUUUGUAGAUUGUUUUUUAACACAUUUUGGAUGAUUGAACAAUUCUAGAACUAUGGUUUGCCCAUGCACAUACAGUAUAACAUUAUCACACAUUAACUAUGUUUAUGAGAUAACCAGCACUUUCAAGCUCAAUCUUCAUGUUACUUACCAUAGUUAUAAAUAACGCUUCCUACAUUCAUUGGUGCAUGCUUGUCUUUGUCAUGGGCAUGCUAGAAGUGAAAGAAGCACUAUGCAAUUUUUUGCAUAGAUUAUGAUUUUAUCUAUGAACUAAUAAUGAACAAUGUUGGAUAUAUAGAGACAACCCCAAACCAAAUGUUCUUCCAAAUGUAUCUGAUGUUUUUUUUAACUCUUGUUAUCAUACAGAACCUGUGAUUCUUCCAGGCUCAUGAUUUGAUCUAUUCAAUGGCAGUGGGACAUACUCUCUAAUGGCGGUGAAGUACAGGAGAUGGCUCACAUUGCCAAUGGUCGUGAUGAAGGCAACUCUGUCUCACUUCUCCGAGUCAACGUAUAAAGAAGCCCGUCUUCUUCUACCUCAAGAAAGCCCUAAAUUCUUGAUCGAUUUUUUUUUCUUACAAAUUUGAAUUUUUUCCAUUCAUGGGUGGGUUUGCAGAGUGUGAAUUCGAACCAGAGCAACAUGCUGAUCCUCCAAGAGAGUUGCACUGACCCCAGCGGCUCUUACGUCAUCUACGCCCCCGUUGACCUUGUUUCCAUGAACGUUGUGCUGAAUGGCGGAGAUCCGGACUACGUGGCGCUGCUUCCGUCGGGGUUCGCCAUACUACCAGAAGGCCCACAGGGUAUAGAGAAUGGUGGUGCAGGUUCGCUGCUGACGGUGGCGUUCCAGAUUCUGGUGGACUCGCAGCCUAACGCAAAGCUGUCGCUGGGCUCCGUUGCAACUGUCGACAGCCUCAUCGCCUGCACAAUUGAGAGGAUUAAAGGCAGUGUUCUGGGCGACCUCGCCCAGUAA